Sclerotinia sclerotiorum 1980 UF-70 is the source of this 456-nucleotide messenger RNA. RefSeq lists its product as hypothetical. The record is from RefSeq and is a predicted model, not a curated record. The transcript is spliced from 2 exons. Lineage: Eukaryota; Fungi; Ascomycota; Leotiomycetes; Helotiales; Sclerotiniaceae. The coding region runs from base 1 to 456 and encodes 151 amino acids.
AUGUAUACCAAUCUUUUGACAGUGGCUAGUCUUUGUGCUGUGGUGCUUGCGAGUCCUCAGUUGAAUAAACGGGAAGAUGGCGAUACCUCCAGCUCCAGCUCCACUGUAUCCUCCAUUCUCGAGAGCCUUUCAACUAGCCCUACUGCUAGUAUCACAUCAACAUCUCCAUCAACACCAACAACUGAAUCCUCCCACCCCACCAUCACAGCCCCAACCCCAGUAACAGGCAUCAUAAACGGCACAACAGCAACACUAGUUCCGGUAGGAACAGGCGGGUUAACAAUUGCGAGUACGGCUGCUAUAGGAGGGAAUAGUACGGUUACGACGGGGAAACUGACGAGUUCGACGGAGGAGACAGCGGCGGAAACGGGGACGGGGACGAAGACGAGGGAUAAAGAGUACUACGGGUGUAGCGACGGGAAAAUCGACGCCGAGUCCGAUGUCGAGUUCGAGUAA